AUGGAGUCCGUCCGCCAAGGCAUCAAGCAAUCGCUUGUCUCCAUGGGCAAGGACAAGCACCACAACAAUGUCGCUGUCAGCGUCAAAGAGAUGGAAGUCUCGGACGGUGAGAGUGAGAGCACAACUGUUGCGUCGAACCAAACUACACAUGAAGACGUCGCGUCAAGCACUACUAUUACCAAGAGUACUACCAUCACUAGACUCGUGGACUAUGAGAUGUUGACCAAGAUUACGAGAACUGUCAAGAAGUUGAUAGUCAAGCUUGACGACUACGAUGACGAGUUUGUCGAUGAGAUGGAUAUCAGGAGUUAUCUCCAGUACAUCUCUGAUGAGCGCCUCAUUCACAUGCCGAGGCGGGGUAGUGAUUGGGAUCGUGUUCUCAGCACUGCUCAGUUCUUUGGUCUUCAGAUCACUACUUUCGCCAGCAAGAUUGAUGCCUUUGCAUCUGGCGCGCACUCGUCUGCAUCAGCAGCUCUGGCCAGUUGCCAAGUCCUUCUCGAGAUCGGACACAAUCAAGCCAAAGCCCUCUCCCCAACCUUCGUCGCCCUGUACGAACUCUCCAUGCUUCUCUCCACCAUCUCCCGCAUCCGCGAUCUCGAGCGCAUGCCCAACCACAUCAAAGAAGCAGCAGCCCACAUCCUCUGUGAGCUGGUCCACCUCGUCGGCUGCAUCGCAAGCUACUACCGCCAAAAGAUCAGCAACCUGCGACCGGGCGAUAGCAUCACCAUAAGUUUUGAUGCUGCAUUUGGCCAGCACAUUGACGAUAUCUGGAAAGCUAAGGAUGAUCUUUGCGGUCGUGUUUGGCAAUGGAGUCUUGGAGUGAAGACUUUCUCCAUCAGUCUCAAGUCUGUCCGACAGCGCCUUCAACCCUCCGCUGGACCAUCUGUAAGAAACACCCUGUACGAUGAAGUCUCGGAGCAUCUUGAUCGCUCGGAGGGUACUUGUAACUGGAUCAAUGAUCACUUGACCGGUUUCCUCAACAGCAAAGACAAGGCCCUUAACUUUUGGGGAGGCGCUGGUGUCGGUAAGAGUGUUCUCGCUGAGUGGGUUCAAGAGCGACUUGCAUGCCCUCUCGACUACAGGUCUUACUCUGUUCUUUCCUACAACUUCCCAUGGGACUCUCCCAAAGAAGCUACUUCGCUUGCUUGCGUCAAGAGCUUUGUCUUCCAGCUCCUUGAUCGAAGCGUUGGUGACGUUGAGCUUUAUGGUCGACUCGUCCAAGCCUUUGAGACCUACUCUAAGACCUCGAAUGCUGAAGGUCUUGAGAAGACCCUCUGGGAUACACUUCACAUUGGCCUACACGCUUCCGAGAGUGUUGGAACUUCUUUCGUCCUCUUGACCGAUGGCUGCGACGAGAUUACCGGUGGCUCCAAGAGUGCUGUGACUUUCCACAAGACGCUCCAGGGCUGUGUUGCCGACCUCAAGCGCACCCGUAUCAUCACUUUCUCACGAAAGGUUGACGGCCUCAAGGACGUCAAGAGCUUCCAGAUCCAUGAGAAGGAAGUCCACGAGGACAUCCGAUCCCAUCUUAAGCAGAUACUCUCCAAGUCUCGUCACUAUCACAAUGUUACUCAUGAUAAUCGCGAGAAUUUCAUCAACGAUCUGGUCGCCAAGUCCAGAGGUAGCUUCCUCUGGGCUUUCUACGCCGGACGUCUCAUUUCUCGGGAAAAGACUUGCGAUAAAUUCCUCGCUGCGGCCAAGAACAUCAGCGCUGAUGUCAAUGAAGUUCUUCGCAUUGCUGUUGAGAAGUUAAACAUCAAGCAAAAUGAGACCAUUAAAUACAUUCUUUCCUUUAUGCUCAUCACCAACUCUCCCUUCGCCGUCCAAGAGAUCUCAGAGCUUCUCUCCACCGAUCUCCAUAAACGCUGCAUGUUGUCUACUGCUUUUAACAUCUCCAAGUUUGUCUCAGAGAACUGUAGUGAUUUCCUCAUCAUCCGUGGUGGCCGUCUUCACUUCCGCAAUGCUGUCGUCCAGUCAUACUUCCGAGGUCUUCUCGGGAAGUCCCUCCUCUCAGAAAAGGAAGCUCACUCGCAGCUGACACUGAGAAUGCUUCUCUACGCGCGAUUGAACCUUGACUUGGAUCAGGAGUUGCUCACUGAGGAGUUGGAAGAAUCUGUCGUUGAUGUUAUCCUUCACAAGCACCACCUCAUGGGCUAUGUCAUGCGCAACUGGGUUAUUCACUUCCGAUACGCUGGCUUUGUUGAUUCCCCCGACAAGAUAUGUCUUCCCCAGGGCUUCCGCGAUUUCUUCCCCGAGUCUGCCAUGUUCACUCUGCUUGAGCGAUCUUACUGGGGCAGACACCAUGUCCACCAAGAUACCAUUAAGCUCCACGAACUCACUCUUCGUAUUCAAGAGUCUUGCUUUGGAGAGAAGCAUGCGACAGUUCUUCAGAGUCUCAUUGUCCUUGGCCACAUCCACGUCAAGUUCUCGACCUCCUCUGAUGCCCAUGUCUGCGGCGCAAGAUACUUCUACCGUGCUGCGAAGUUGGGUGAGAUCAUUCUGUCCAAGACAAGUGUUCUCGUCGGCGCAUGCACGCACUUGUUCUUGACCUGGACUGAGACUAUCGUAAUCACCGAGCGAACUGAGAUCGUGACAUGUCGCGAGGAGAUGAUUCGCGUCUGGAUCGAGAUCUGCAAGCACAAGCAUGGGAGAUCCAGUGACGAGGUCAUCUGCUGGUAUGAGAAGCUUGCCAAGUUCUACAUCUGCAUCCAUGAGGAAUGGCGAGCCACCGUCGCUUAUAAGGAGCUCUAUGAGAUUAUUGUCAUUCGCUAUGGCAAGAAAUCACCCGAGGCUGGUCGUAUUGGUGCUUUCUUUGGUACCCUGGACAUUGUCCUCAAGGGCGAACAUGCUGAGAAGGGUAUCUGUGAGCUUGAAGAGUUCAUCUUUGAGACCACGGAAGAGCUCGAUGUCCACGACCAUCUCUGCAUUGCCAUGAUGAUCAAGCUGGCUUGGUCAUACCAUGCCUGCGGCAAGUUUUACCUCGCUGAGAAACUCUUCAUCAGCAUCUGGCGUCGCAUCUCAAUCACUUGUCGUGUUAAGGCUAGCAUUGAAGUGCACAUUGCCAAGAUUCAGAUUGCACUGGAGUACUGCAAGUUCUUGCGCAAAAUUCAUCGCCACGAGGAGGCAACCACCAUCCUCAUCUGCCUCUGGGCUGAGUACGAGCAUCACCAUUGUGAGACUGAGACUCUCAUCGUCUGGAUCCGAGAGCUCGGAUCCCUCUGUAAAUCCUUUGGCCUUCUUGAGAUCACUAUCACUAUCUUGACCAAGGUCUGGGGUUGGUUCAAGGGCUGCGGCAAGGGUGAUGGCGAGGAAGCUCGUAAGACUACCAUUCUUAUUACUGAGGUUGUUGAGGAAGUCACUGAAACUACUACUACGACCAAGACGACCACGACUACCACUACCGAGGUCACUGAGACGGUCGUCCGAGAGAUCUAUGAGACCCACUACACUCGCUGCAAGAAGACUGGCUUCGACUAUGCCUUCUAUAAAGCUACUAUGGCUCUCAUUGGUAUCUACUUUGAGCAUCAUCGCUGGUCAGAAGCUGAAGUCAUCAUCAAGCGAACCCUCGAGAUCACUUGGAAGGCCAUCCUCACCACUGAUGUCAGCAUCACUCUCUGCGAGCACUCAACCCGCGAAUGCGUUCAUGUAGCUCGUCGUCUUGCCAAGUGCUACCAUCACCAAGGUCACUUCGAGAAGGCCGAGCUCAUCUACCUGCGCAUCUACCAUGCCUGCCUUGCCUCUUGCAAGCUUGAAGAUGAGCUCUUGUGCGAGUCACUUACAGUUCUCAUUGAGUUCUACGAGGAACAUCACAGACACGAGAAGGUAAUCCAUAUCUACAUCGAGAUUCUGGCCAAGUACAAGAAGCACCUUGGUCACACUCAUCACUUGACCAUCAAGACUCUAUACUGCCUUGCUCAUCACUGCAAGCUCAUCGGCCACAAGGAUGCAUAUACCUACUACCUCGAGAUUGUCACCAUUCUCAACAAGGACAUCAAGCACUGCCACCACGACGCCUUCGAAGCAGCUCUCUGGCUCUGCCGCCACUACCACAACCGCAGCAUGUGGGUCGAACUGCGCACCAUCUGCGUUACCAUAUGGGAGACCCUCUGCCACCACCACUCCGGGCAUAAGUGGACAGAGGAGAUCAUCUGUGAGAUCUAUGAGAAGUAUACUACUCUUCUUGAAGUCCACAUCAAGGUUGAGUUCUCUGUCCUAUACAAGAUUUCGGUCGAGUAUAAGGAGGUCAUCAAGACUAUCUGCGGUGGGGAGUCCCAUGCUUACAUCUUGGCUUUGAUUGCGUUCGCUAAGAUGUGCGAGAAGCAUGAGAAACACAUUCAUGAGUCAGUUACGGUGUAUGAGGAGGUUAUCAAGAGGACUACUACGACGAAGACGACUACUACUACUGUCACUGAGACUACAGUGCACACGGUCAAGAAGCGUCUUUCCAAGUUGUAUGUCACUAUUAUUACCUCUAGUGGCAAGAAGGAGGGCCACGUUCAUGUUCCUAUCGAUCGAGCUAUCUCGAUCUGCAUUGAGACGUAUGAACAUCUCAAGAUCAAAUUUGGUUGCUGGCAUGAAGAUACGCUGGAGCAGCUCAAGUACAUCAUCACGCUGUAUCACAGCUGCAAUACCAAGGAGUAUUGCUCCAAGAUGAUCAAGCUGCUUGAGCUUCACAUCACUGAGGUCAUUACUACUUGCAAGGUCACUACAGUCUUGUUCAAGGUGGCGAUUACUCUGGCUUCUAUCUACGUUAGCGUCAACCUCAUCAAGGAAGGUCAUGAGGUUCUUCGCCAGUUGCGACAUCUCAUCAUCUUCAGAGGAAGUAUGCCCGGUACCGACAUCACGCUGAAGCUCGAUUUUCACAUCAGCAAACUCGUAUUUGUCUUCCUCAGCGCCUUCGAGCAAGGCCUUUGCCCCAAGGACUGCUCAACUACUUACUCUGAGAUCAUGGCCACCAUCAUCUUUGAGUCUCUUCUCUACGAGGAAUACUCCCGUGUCAUCGAGUGCGAGACCGAGCUUGAGCUCAUUCUCGAGUGUGGUGCCAAGUUGCGAGGCUUCUGGGUUGAACACAAGCGUUCUCAAUUCUUGCUCAUCCUGGACAAGAGACUCUUCCAGUUGUUCAAGACCAAGUAUGCUUCUUACCUCAAGGAUGUGAGCGAGGAGCACCAGCGCGUCUUCUACCUUGCUAUUCUAUGCGAGCUUGGAAAGGAUCGUGGCGCCACUCAGAUCGACUUCCCUCUUCUUGCUGUCAAGGCUGGAAACGCCAGAGUCAAGGAGCUUCUCCAAGCCAAGGACUGGCAUUGUGCCCAGCAUCUUGGUCACUGCAUCUUCCACUUCGCCCAGUCCCAGAAGCUGUACCAUCUUCACAGCUGUAUCCAACAUGGCUACAAGCUUGCUGAGUUCUUGGCAGGUAUUGAUGUGCCGCAUCCCCAUGAUGCCAAGGAUGACACGAUCCGCACUGCUAUGUUGAAGACAUCCCGCGAGAUCAUGGCCGAAGUUCUUGCUGCCUUCAGACAAGAGAACAUAGACUACCUGUGCCUGCGCUUUGAGGAUAUCUCCGGUCUCAUUCGUCUUCUCGGUGCCCAACAGAAUUGGGAUGAACUUGAACGCCUUCUCCAUCGUCUCUGGGAUGCUCGCGAGAGGAUGCAGAAGUGUGGCUGGUCACCUAUCACCGUCUUGGAUAUCGGCAAGAUGCUAGUCCAUGCCCAAUACCUCUGUGAGGACAUGAAUUGUGCCAUCGAGACAGCCGAGUUGAUUUGCUACAACUUGCGCCGCAGUCGAGGCCGUCUCGAUGUCGAGACCUUGGAGUUCUCCCGCCUUCUUGCAGCCUUGUACGCAGAGGCUGGUCGCAAUGCCAGCGCCAUGAAUAUGCACGAAUCUGUUCUACGCGAAAUGAUCUCCUGCAGCAGCAGCAAUGAGUUCGGCGAAGCAUAUCCGGAGCGUCAACGCUUCACUUCCGAAGCACGUAUGCAUCUAGAGCUUCUCAAGGGAUGCCAUCAUCAAAUGCAAAGUUGGACCAAGCCAGUUGAAGAGUUCAAGGAUGUUCACUGCCGCUUGAACACUGAUCUUGGUCUUGAGUUGCCUACGUUUGAGAAGUGGUGUAGCGGUGCGGUGGACAAGAGUAUUGAGGGAGGAGGCAAAUAUGUUGCUCCGGGGGAGUGGAGGUUGAAGGGGGAUGUGAAGACAAUUGUUUCUCGCCGGAGAGUUAGCCACGAGAGACCAAAGGGAAGACUGGAUGUGCUGCGUACAGCUAGGACUUGGUGGUUGACGGUGUGAAUGGUAUAUGCAUAAUGGGCGAUGAUUCUGUAAUGAUGGUUGCAAACGCUCACAUGUCUCUCACUUGAGCUUUCUUUUGUUGGGUCUCGGGGUUUGUCAGUUUUGCAAGGCGGGGUCACUGGAUUCAUUGUACUAAUUACAAAUAACUUUCGCACACAAAAUGAC
Molecule: messenger RNA, 6441 nt
Organism: Fusarium oxysporum Fo47
Lineage: Eukaryota; Fungi; Ascomycota; Sordariomycetes; Hypocreales; Nectriaceae
Product: tetratricopeptide repeat protein
Exons: 2
Coding region: 1-6276 (2091 amino acids)
Molecular function (GO): protein binding
Source: RefSeq, a predicted model, not a curated record